GUUGCAUUGACGGGGUGCCAGACUGUCUCCACAAUUGCCAUGUGAUUACUUAACUCGGGUCAGAAUCGGGAAAAUAAGACUUGUGCAAUGUAAACCCUUUAUCCUUCACAUAAGAGACCAAUCUGAGGUGUGUAGCUCAAAUCGUUCGCCAGCUAUUGAAGUUUGGAGGUCCGAAUGGCUGGCGAAUAGCGAAUCUCAAGCCAACUUUUCCAGGUUGGGGAGUGAAUGGGAGAAAUGGUAUCCUGUGGGUUGACUAGCCCAGCGCUCUUCCAGCUGUGUUUGUUGUUGAUUUUGGUACCAUACAUCAAAGGCAGAACAUUUGAGAAAUGUCUCCCGGGCAAUGCAUGUCGAUCGGAAAAACCUCCAGUAGUUCUAAUUCCUGGGGACCUGGGGAACCAGCUGGAGGCCAAGCUGGACAAGCCCAGCGUGGUUCACUACAUCUGCUACAAAAAGACUGACGCCUACUUCACAUUAUGGCUCAACCUGGAAUUGAUGGUGCCGGUGGCCAUUGACUGCUGGAUUGACAACAUAAGACUGAUUUAUAACCGUACAACAAGGCAGACAGAAGCACCUCCGGGGGUAGAUGUCAGAGUGCCUGGCUUUGGACAGACCUUUCCUCUGGAAUACCUUGACCCUAGCAAGGGCGAUGUUGGUGUGUAUUUCUUCAACAUAGUGCAGGCACUGGUGGAGUGGGGAUACACCAGAGAUGACGAUGUUCGAGGAGCUCCGUAUGACUGGCGUAAAGCUCCAAAUGAGAACAAAGCCUACUUUUUGAGACUGCAACAUAUGAUUGAGGAGAUGGCCGUGAAGGCUAGGGGUCCGGUUGUCCUGAUAGCCCACAGCAUGGGGAACAUGUACACCCUGUAUUUCCUGAACCAUCAGCCCCAGGCCUGGAAGGAUCGCUACAUCAAGGCCUUUGUGUCCCUGGGUGCACCUUGGGCUGGUGUGGCUAAAACCCUGAGAGUUGUGGCUUCUGGUGAUAAUAACCGUAUCCCAGUCAUCAGUUCACUAGAGAUCCGCUCACAGCAGCGCACUGCGGUCUCAACCACAUGGCUGUUCCCAUACGCACAUUCCUGGCCUGCUGACAAGGUGCUAAUCCAAACACCCACCACCAACUACACAGUGAAGGACUACCAACGCUUCUUCAAGGAUAUCGACUUCGAAGAUGGCUGGGAGAUGCGUCAAGACACUGAACCACUGGUCAGUGCACUGGAGCCCCCUGGGGUGGCUAUACACUGUCUUUAUGGCAGCGGAGUGCCCACAGCAGAGGGUUUUCUCUACACUAUCUUUCCUGAUACAGACCCCACACUGAUUCUCGGAGAUGGGGAUGGGACGGUCAACCUGCUGAGUGCCACCCAGUGCAAGCGUUGGAUAGGCCACCAGACACAGCCUGUCCAUAUGUUUGAACUGGAGGGGAAUGAGCAUGUGGCCAUGUUGCGCAACUUUACCACAGUAACCUACAUCAAGACUGUGCUCUUUGGCCCUUGAGCAACCUUAACCAACUACUGCCCCUCGUCUUGCUGUCUUAAGUUACAAAUUCAAAGAUAAAGAACGGGGAUAGUACAAAGAGAGAACUGAUAGGCAUUUGGACACAUUACACAUGACGGUCUCAGAGCCUGAGGAGGAAUUGAUGACGGCACUGAAUGUUUUAUCCUAUUUUAUUUUUAAUUAUCCCAGCAGACAUUUGCUGUUUUUCCAAAUUUGUACUAUGUUAAUUGAUAAUAUUUGUAAAGGUCUUUCCCAAUUAACUCAGAUUACCAAGUUGUAACAGUUUACUAGGUGAAUUAGCAGCAGUAAACUGUGAUGAAUUAAUAAAACCAGGGUCUUGUUGUCAAGGCUGGAUUGCUUACAGGACAGGAAGACGUGGUCUUAUCACCUUGAUUGUAACUAUGCCAUUGCGCUAUGGUUGGACUUGAACAAUAUAUUGCUGGAACUAUCAUGAUCUGUGUGUUGUGACGAUUAAGUAAAAUAUAAUGUUAAACAUUGCAUUAAGCCAG
This is a messenger RNA of Oncorhynchus keta (chum salmon), 1997 nucleotides long. Its product is annotated as phospholipase A2 group XV. Lineage: Eukaryota; Metazoa; Chordata; Actinopteri; Salmoniformes; Salmonidae. Gene Ontology annotation, biological process: ceramide metabolic process; phosphatidylcholine metabolic process. Gene Ontology annotation, cellular component: lysosome. The transcript is spliced from 6 exons. The coding region runs from base 226 to 1488 and encodes 420 amino acids. The record is from RefSeq and is a predicted model, not a curated record.